Molecule: messenger RNA, 1819 nt
Organism: Ectocarpus sp. CCAP 1310/34
Lineage: Eukaryota; Phaeophyceae; Ectocarpales; Ectocarpaceae
Source: the annotation of a GenBank genome assembly
GUUUACAUCCGGGACAUGACGACCGUUACGCCGCUCAUGCUGGCGCUGUUCGGGGGCUCGCUGCAAGUGCACCACGAACGGCAGGCGAUCACCGUCGACAGCUGGCUCCACUUUAGAGCGGCGCGUCGGGCGGCGACCCUCGUCAAGUACCUCCGGGUGCACAUGGAGAGGCUGCUGCUGCGGAAGAUCACGCAUCCGCAGGAGGACGUGUCGGACAACGGCCGAGACCUUAUUCAGGCAAGGCGAAACACCAACACACGUGUUGCUACCUGCGCCGAGGACAAGGCCAACGAAUCACGGCAACCAAUUUCAAUGCCCAAUUAUAUAUUUCCGCGUCAUGACCCCAACCCACACCCCUCUAUUCCCGUCUGCGACGAUAUCGGCGGUUUCAAUCUUCCUCGUUCGGUGUCUACCUUGCUGAGAUCGGGGGCGAGGCGAGCGGGCGCCCAGCAAGACUACAGCACCGAGAUGCUCGCAGCGGAGAUCAACGGUGUGCGGCAGGGAGGGGGUGGGGUCGAUGGGUGGGGCGGUGGCAGUGGCGGCGGCUACGGGCGGCAGCAGCAGCAGCAGCAGCAGCAGCAGCAGCAGCAUGGCCGACAGGGUCAACACGAACAGACCACGGCUCUGGAGACAGACCAGAAACAACUGCGAGUGAUGCAGCGCCGCGAGCAGGAAGACGCGGUUCGCAGAAGCGCCGUUCCAGCCGGCGGACACGCCAGCUUCAACCGCAGCAGCAACGGCGGCGGUAACGGCUACAGCGGCGGCGGCGGCGCUUCGAGGUCGAGGGACACGACGGGCGGCGGGGUCAGCGAGGAGGAGCUGUUCGCGCCCCUUCGAUCCGGCCUCCCCUCCACCGACACGCCCGUCCGCAUCCCAACGGCAACCGCUAGGCCGUCGGCAGGGAGCAGUACCGGCGGUGCAGGAGGCGGCCGGGGCGACCGGUAUCGUGACGACAAUGACGGCCAAGGUGGUUGGGGACGCAGGGGCGGCGGCGGUGGGAGCGGCAGAGGUCGGGGAGGGGGGAGAGGAGGCAGGGGGGGGGGGGGGAGGAACGGGGGCCGGGGCGGUGGCAGAAGAGGUGGACGGCAUUGAGGAGAGGUUUCCGCGUGUGUCUUGUCAGUACACCCCGAAAUGGACCGUGAGUCCCAUCGCGGGUAAGGAAGCGGUUGUCUCAGCAGUAGCAGUUGCGGCAGUUGCGCUGGGCAGGCACACAUGAACGCUUGCUCUGUUGGGUGCUGGUAUUCUCGACGUUGGCGACGGCGCUGAGUUCGAACGGGAAGAGAUGCCUUCGUGCGAGGUAUUCAGCAUUGUGUACCGUUUUCGUUCGUUCGUGCACCGGUGUAUUCUCUUUGCGAAAUUGGCCGUAGUGGCUUCAUGCGGCCUCAGCCGUUGCCGGGUCAGCCGGUCGAGAGUGCAGCCGCGUGAGACGCUUGCUCGCUCGAAAAAAUCGCGCUGUUGUAGUUCGGUUACCUGGUUUUGGCUGAGUUUCUCACUAGCAGGGGGUGUAGCCAAGACUCUCAUGUUUUACCCUCUCAUGUGUCGACAAGUUUCUCAGAACGUUUUCUAGGGGUUAACUUAUGUUCCUGUCGGCUAGUUUCGCGCAAAGCCAAGGAGAGGGAUGAAAUCACUCGACCGGGGUGGCCGAUGCAGGAGGACAGAGUAACAAGAUCAGUGUAGAGACGGAGCGUACGACAGACCUGAUGAGGCUUUGGUCGGACCGCCAUGAAGCCCGGAAAUGCUCAUGGUCAGAUGCACUCGUUUGUGCAAUAAGCAUCACUCCCUUGCCGGAAGUACCGCCACCUGCUUUGCCGCAGCUCUA